AUGUUGGUCUCCUUAGUUCUCGCUCUCUUUCUACCGUGCGCCGGAAUGGCCGCCGUAUUCCUGGUCUACGUCUGCCUGCUCUUCCACUCGGCGGGCGCCGAGAGCCGCGAUUUGCCGGUCAAACGCCGCCCCGACAUGGGUCUGUCGGCGUCUGAUCUCGAGAGGCUGCCGAAGGUCGCCGGGAAGGAGCUGGCGCUGGGCGGGGAGUGUGCGGUGUGUUUGGACGAGAUCGAGGGCGAGCAGGCGGCGAGGGUUUUGCCGGGGUGCAGCCACGGCUUCCAUCUGCAAUGCGCCGACGCGUGGCUCUCCAGGAACUCAAUCUGCCCCGUCUGCAGGGGUACGGUUGGGCCCCACCCGCUGGACCCAUCACAGAGCAUCCCAUGCUGA
Striga hermonthica is the source of this 387-nucleotide messenger RNA. Lineage: Eukaryota; Viridiplantae; Streptophyta; Magnoliopsida; Lamiales; Orobanchaceae. The record is from the annotation of a GenBank genome assembly.